This is a messenger RNA of Plenodomus lingam JN3, 1791 nucleotides long. RefSeq lists its product as uncharacterized. Gene Ontology annotation, biological process: attachment of GPI anchor to protein. Gene Ontology annotation, cellular component: GPI-anchor transamidase complex. Lineage: Eukaryota; Fungi; Ascomycota; Dothideomycetes; Pleosporales; Leptosphaeriaceae. The record is from RefSeq and is a predicted model, not a curated record.
AUGCUGUCUUCUUCUCUCCUCCUUGCGUGCCUCCAUGCCUUGAUCACCCUCACUACCCUCACCUCCACAACCACCGCCGCCGCCAGCUCCGACUAUCACGAGCAGCUGCUGCUUCGCCCGCUUCCUCAGGACACUCUCCUGGCCUCGUUCAACUUCCGCAGCAACGAGAGCGCGGCAGCAUUUGAGCAGCAGAACUUUCAAUAUUUCCCCAGAUCCUUUGGCCAGAUCUUGCAGCAUGCACACACCAAAGAAGUCCAUCUGAGGUUUAGCGUGGGCCGAUGGGACGCUGACAAUUGGGGCCAACGGCCCUGGAAUGGUGCAAGAGAAGGAGGCACUGGCGUAGAGCUCUGGGCUUGGGUAGAGGCCAACACAGAGGAUGAAGCAUUUGCGAGGUGGCUCACGCUCACCAAUGCCCUCUCCGGUCUCUUCUGUGCUUCGCUCAACUUCAUCGAUGCCACCAAGACGAUACGGCCCGUCAUGGCCUUCUCUCCCGAGGGCCAACAUCGCAACGCCUCCAACCUCCAUCUCCUCCAUGGCACACUGCCCCAUGAAGUCGUCUGCACCGAGAACCUGACGCCGUUCUUGAAACUGCUUCCCUGCAAAGGCAAGGCGGGCAUCUCCAGUCUGCUGGAUGGACACAAGCUCUUCGAUGCUUCCUUCCAGACCAUGGCCAUUGACGUGCGUCCAAUCUGUAGCGAGGGCAGCGAUUCCUGCUCUGUGGAGAUGGAGCAGACGGUGGACAUGGUCUUGGACAUUGCCCGAUCCAAGCGUCCACGAGACAAUCCCAUUCCGCGACCGCUGCCAAUGGACCAAAUGGAGUGUGAUACGUCAAAGCCUUAUCACGGCCACGACACUUGCUACCCCUUGAACAAGGGCACCGAACCCUCGUGGACACUGGAAGAGGUCUUCGGUAGGCCACUCAAGGGUGCCUGCCCCCUAAUCGACAUCGACAGCGAUACCGCACAUAACGUGUGCAUCAACACCUCCCCAGAACGCACAAUCUCCGUCAACACAACCGGCUCCUACGCCGAAGCUCUCUCCGUCUACGACACCCUGCGCUGCUACAAGCUCCCCAUUGGCUCCGACUUCGAUCUCGUUCUCCCCGAGCAGAAGAUGACUUCAGGUCUCGUUCGCCCAGAUCCCCUCGUCUUCGCCGCCCGGAGCAUCAACGGCCACGGCCAAGAACGCGGUAGUGUGCAGUCCACCCUCCGCAACCCCUCCCUUUCCCACCCCGUUGAAAUCAUCUACCUCGAGUCCCUCCCCUGGUAUAUGAAACCCUACCUCCACACCCUCCGCGCACAUCUCUCCCCCUCAGCCAAUACCACUUCCCCCAUACAGGAAACCUACUACAAACCCGCCAUCGACCGCACCCGCGGCACCCACCUCGAAUUGCGCCUUGUGAUUCCCGCAAACUCCACCCUCACCCUCACCUACGACUUUGAAAAAUCUAUCCUCCGCUACACAGAGUACCCGCCCGACGCCAACCGCGGCUUCGACGUCGCACCUGCUGUCAUUCGCGUCAUCUCGCCCCUGCCGGAUCAAGGUGACGAGAGGAGUCGUGGCGUCUAUGUUCGCACUACUAGUUUACUGCUCCCGCUUCCCACGCCGGAUUUUAGUAUGCCGUAUAAUGUCAUUAUUUUGACGAGUACGGUCAUGGCGCUGGGGUUUGGCAAUGUAUUUAAUUUGCUGGUGAGGAGGUUUGUCGGCGUGGAUGAGGUGCCCGUGGGUGGAGGGUUGAAGGCGAUUUUGAUGGCCAAGGUGGCGAGGCUGAGGGGGACUGGUGGGAGGUGA